Cadophora gregata is the source of this 342-nucleotide messenger RNA. RefSeq lists its product as uncharacterized. The transcript has a single exon. NCBI's taxonomy places the organism in Eukaryota, Fungi, Ascomycota, Leotiomycetes, Helotiales, Ploettnerulaceae. The record is from RefSeq and is a predicted model, not a curated record. Bases 1 to 342 code for a protein of 113 amino acids.
AUGGCCGGACUCCUCGGAAACCUCACAAACUCCCUCGACAACACCCUCACAGGAGGUGACCAAGCAAAAGGUCAAGGAGGACUCCUUGGUAGCGUCACAGGAGCAGUUGGAAAAACCGUUGAUGGCGCAGGGAACGUAUUAGGGCAGACCACAGAUGGUCUGGGGAACGUCGUGGGACAGACCACGAACGGCGUGGCAAAUACGGCGGGUCAGACGACCAAUGGGCUUGCGAACACCACUGGUCAGGCGACGAAUGGAGUUGCAAACACGGCAGGAGGAUUGACAAAUACGGCUGGAGGGUUGGUUGGAGGUGCCACUGGGCAGCAGCAGAAGAAGGCUUGA